UCAUCUGGACAAGUCCUCUAAUUGCGGAUACCAGUUUUGAUUCAUUAGACAACAGCAGAUGCUGCUUUGAUCACGAUCUGAUAUGGCUUGUGAAGAGAUAAAAAACACAGAUCCAAAUUGGGAGACAGAAGAAGCUAUUGCUGAAAACUUAGAUCUUCCAAAGUGGUCUACAAAAAAUGUUGUUAAACUUUUGGAAGAAGGUUGCACAAUUCCGUUUAUAGCAAGAUAUCGUAAAGAAAUGACAGGAGGAAUGGAAGUUGAUAAACUCAGAGAUAUUCAGUCAUCUUUAGAAGAGCUCAAACAUGUCCAGAAUAAAAUUGCAACUGUAUUGAAAGCCAUCAAUAAACUAGGCAAGCUUACACAGGGAUUAGAAAAAUGUCUGAAGAAUUCUAAAACGAUAACAGAGAUCGAUGAUUUGUAUGCCCCUUUCAAACCUGGACAUAAAGGUACACUAGCAGAAAGAGCUAGAGCUCUGAAUUUAGAACCACUAGCUAUAACUUUCCUUGACAGACCCUGGGAAGGUAAUGUUCAGCAGUAUGUGGAUCCAAAUGUUAAAGGUUUACAGAAGUUGUCAGAUGUAGAAACUGGUGUUAAACAUAUACUAGCAGAUAUCAUGCAUAAACAUAAAGACUGUAUGGAUUUUAUCAGAGGAUGGUCAAAAUUCCGGGAUAUUAAGCUUGUCACUUCCGAAUGCAAACCAAAGAAGUCUGGAAAAAAUGAAGACACAAAGACAGUAAAAACUGCAGAAAUGAAGAAAGUCGUAAAAAAAGAAGUGAACAUCAAAGAAGAAAGUAGACAUAAAUAUGAACAGUAUUUUAACUCUAAUUUACUUGUCUGUUAUAUAAAACCACACCAGGUGCUAGCAAUAAAUCGAGGUGAACACAACAAAUUUUUAACAGUUAAAAUAGAAGUACCAGAUAAAGUAAAAGCAAUGUAUGAUAGGCUAUGUAGUCAACAUUUUGUUGGCAGAGCUCACCAAGGAACAUAUGCUAUGAAUGUUAUCACCCAGGCAAUCAGUGACGCAUAUGAUAGAUUGGCACAUCCUCAAAUGAUUAGAUUGAUAAGGUCUGAAUUGACAAAAAAGGCUGAAAAAGCAUCAAUUGAGGUAUUUGCUACCAAUCUAAAGAAUUUGCUUUUAGCUUCACCUGUCAAGGGAAAAUGCAUUCUGGGUUUAGAUCCAGGAUUCAAAAAUGGCUGUAAAGGAGCAGUAAUAACAGCAACAGGCCAGAUUGUUCACACUGAGAUAGUUUAUAUUCAUGAUUAUAAAAGUAACAAGUAUGAUGAGAAAAUGAAAAUAUUACAGAUAAUCAAACAAUAUGGAUGUGAGAUAUUUGCCAUAGGAAAUGGUGUUGCUUGUAGAGAAACAGAAACUUAUGUAUCAAACUUGAUUAAGCAAGAAAAUCUGAAGAUGAAUUACUGUGUGGUAGAUGAGAGUGGAGCGUCCAUAUACAGUGUGUCUGAUCAAGCCAAGAAGGAAUUGCCAAGUUUAGAUCCUUCACUCAGAGGAGCAGUAUCAAUAGCAAGAAGAUUAUUGGAUCCUCUAGCAGAACUUGUAAAAAUAGAGCCCAAACAUAUAGGUGUAGGACAGUACCAGCAUGACAUGCCAGAGAACCAACUGAAGCUGUCAUUAGAUUCAGUGGUUGAAGAAUGUGUAAGUUUUGUAGGAGUAGAUGUUAACACUGGGAGUGAGAGUUUACUAAGGAGAAUAGCAGGCUUAAAUUCUACAAGAGCUAAGAAAAUUAUAGAAUGGAGAGAAAGUAAUGGUUUAUUUGUCAAUAGAGGACAAGUGAAAUGUGUGAAAGGUAUUGGUGACAAGUCUUAUGAACAGUGUGCAGGAUUCAUCAGAGUCAAUGCUUCACUUGAAGGACAGACAGAAACAUGUAAAGAAGAACCUGAAGAAACGAAAAUAGGAAGAAAAAGAAAGAAACCAACAACUGGUGGUGGGAAGGCUAAAAAGAAGAAAGACUCCAUCAGUCUUGAACCUAACAUCCUAGAUACAACAUGGAUACAUCCAGAAUCAUAUGGUGCAGCUGAAAGUUUAAUGCAGAUGCUAGGAGUUAACAAAGAAAACCUUGGCCAAGAGGUGUUUAUCAGAGAGGUACAGAACUAUAUGAAGACCAAAACCACAGAGGAAUUGUCAGCUACCCUUGCAGUAGGAGAGCCAACAGUUGAUCUGAUCGUCAAAGCAUUCCUUAAGCCACAUUCCUAUGAUUACAGAGAAGAUUUUGAGAAACCAUUAUUCAGAAAAGAAAUUCAAGACAUUAAUUCGUUGAAAAAUGGAACAAUAUUGACGGGAAAAAUAACAAAUGUUACACAUUUUGGAGCAUUUGUAGAUAUAGGUGUAGGACAAAAUGGACUGAUACAUGUAUCUAAAAUGAAAAAUACAAAAUUGAAUCUUGGAGAUAAAGUAUCUGUUAAAGUAAUCUCACUGGAACUGAGCAAGAAAAGAAUUGGUCUGGAAAUACAUUGCAUAUGAAAAAGCUUUUGUUGUGUAGUGUCAACUGUUAACAGAUAUCAGUUUCAGUGGAUUGAUGCAAAAAAGGAAGGAUAACAAGUUGGAAGUAUGUGAAAAAAAAACAAAUGGCCAUUUAUAUUAAUUGUGAACCAUUUGUAAAACAGCUAUGUACCAAAAUAUGAAAAUAUAACGGAAGUGAAAAUUAUUAGUGUUCAGCAUUAUAUUUGAUGGAUGAAUCAUUUUGAUGGAACUUUUUAGAUUGACAUUUGAUUGAUUUCUUCUUGAUUGUAAUUUGAUUGUUUUUUUUAAUGGAUUUACAAUUAAUUGAUCAGUUUUAGUAGAGAGUCUUUUAACAACACUUUAGGGAUUGCUGCAGUAAUUUUAUUGAUUCAUGUUUCAGUGCCUAGGGCACAGCCAUACAAAUAUUAAUAAGUAAUAAGCUUUAUUAAUAGACAGUGAAACAAUUUAAAUAGAUUGUCAACAAGGAAAAGAAAGUAAAAUAAAUUGUUCAAGUAUAAA
Messenger RNA from Mytilus californianus (California mussel), 2974 nucleotides. RefSeq names its product S1 RNA-binding domain-containing protein 1-like. The record is from RefSeq and is a predicted model, not a curated record. The transcript is spliced from 18 exons. The coding region runs from base 83 to 2476 and encodes 797 amino acids. Gene Ontology annotation, biological process: translation; nucleobase-containing compound metabolic process. Gene Ontology annotation, molecular function: mRNA binding; structural constituent of ribosome. Lineage: Eukaryota; Metazoa; Mollusca; Bivalvia; Mytilida; Mytilidae.